Messenger RNA from Hansenula anomala, 498 nucleotides. RefSeq lists its product as uncharacterized. Lineage: Eukaryota; Fungi; Ascomycota; Saccharomycetes; Phaffomycetales; Wickerhamomycetaceae. The transcript has a single exon. The record is from RefSeq and is a predicted model, not a curated record. Gene Ontology annotation, molecular function: peptidyl-prolyl cis-trans isomerase activity. Gene Ontology annotation, cellular component: endoplasmic reticulum; fungal-type vacuole. Gene Ontology annotation, biological process: protein folding; protein peptidyl-prolyl isomerization. The annotation marks the transcript as partial.
CCACCAAUAACGCACUAUGUUUACUUUGAUAUUGCUCAUGGCGAGGAAGCUAUUGGUCAGAUCAAGAUAGGUUUAUUUGGAUCAGUUGUUCCAAGAACUGUUGAGAAUUUCUUUGAAUUAGCCACCAAAAUGGGCGAAAAGAAUAGAGGAUAUAACAAUACCAUUUUCCAUAGAAUUAUAAAAGACUUCAUGAUCCAAGGUGGUGAUUUUGAGUUCGGUUCAGGUAUUGGUGGUUAUUCCAUUUAUGGUAAGAAGUUUGAAGAUGAGAAUUUCAAGUUAACUCAUUGUAAAAUUGGUAGAUUAUCUAUGGCUAAUGCCGGUCCUGAUUCUAAUGGUUCACAAUUUUUCAUCACAACAUCUAUAACUAGUUGGUUAGAUGGUAAACACGUUGUUUUUGGUCAAGUUGUUGAAGGUUUAGACUUAAUUUUGGAAAAAAUUCAAACAGUCAAGACUGGUCAAAAUGAUAGACCUGAAAAAGAUGUUAGAAUCGUCAAAUCU